GGCAGAGUUGGUCCGGCCGCCGCCGUCAGUCACAUCGGCCGCGUCGUCCGCGCCACACGCUACCCGCCGCGCACCCACCGACGAUGUUAGCACUGGUGCUCCUCGCCGCCGUCGCACUCGCGGCCGCGCAAAACGAUACAUUGCCGCGACCGCCCGCGCCUAGACGCGAACAGUUUCGAGUUAUAUACGAAUGGAACGCUAUCGAUUUCGAAUGGAAAUCCCCGGAAGAGCGCGAGGCCUACCUCAAUACAAGCCGAUACAUCCCCCAAAACGUCCUAAUCUCUGGCAUAAACUUCUACCAAGACGACUUGUUCCUGACUAUGCCGAGGAUGCUGGACGGAGUUCCAGCAACACUGGCGACAAUUCCCGUGGCCCCAACUGACACAGCACCAAAGUUGCGCCCGUUUCCUAGCUGGAGCCAAAAUGCUGUCGGUGAUUGCAACGCGUUGCAAUUUGUUCAAAAUAUAGAAAUUGAUAAAAAUGGCCUUAUGUGGAUAUUGGACAACGGACGUGUGGGUACCCUCACCCAGAACCCUGACGCUAAGUGUCCUCCCUCCCUGGUGCUCAUAGACCUCAAGAGUGGCAAAAAUGAAAUGGAACGCAUUCCGUUCCCAGCAAACACGGUGAAUCCUAAUACGACUUAUUUGAAUGAUCUUGUUGUGGACAAUCGGAAUGGUGAUUAUGCGUACAUUACGGAUAACAGUGCUGUAGAUCCUGGAAUCAUAGUUUUCCGCCGUAGUGAUAAAAAAUCGUGGAAAGUUCGCGACAGUCAGUCAAUGUCUUCGGUCGCCGAGGCUACAUUUUUCCGCAUUAAUGGCACCUCAGUUAACUUACCUGUAAACAUCGAUGGAAUUGCCCUGGGACCACAAUAUCGUAAUGAAGAGGGCAAAGUCGAUAGAAAAGUAUAUUACUGUCCCUUGUCAAGUUAUCACCUGUACGCUAUAAACGCUUCCGUACUGCAAAAUGAAUCUCUAGGUCAGCAAGGUAAUGGUGCGCUGCGUCCCUACGUCGUCGACCUCGGUAACAAAGCCUCGCAGACUGACGGCAUGAAGAUGGAUUCAACUGGUGUCUUAUUCUACGGUUUGAUCGGAAAUUCGACUAUUGCGGAAUGGAAUACGACCGUCGACUUCCGUGUCGGCCAACGGACCAUCGCUCGCGAUCCCAACUACAUACAGUGGGUUGAUCGAUUCACAUUCGAUAAUAAAGGAAACGUUUAUGUGGUCAUAAAUAGGCUGUACAACUUCGUGAAAAAUCAGGUGUCUGUGAAUGAAGUUAACUACAGGAUUUUGAAGUCACACACUGGUUCGAAGAGCUACGUGUUCAGUGAAGACCUGGUGGAGCCGUCGACACCGUCGGGCCCGCAGAGCGCGGCGGCCGCCCCGGCGCUCGCCAGCUCGCUGCUGCUGCUGGCGCUGGCGCACCUGCUGGCUUAGUGCGCUAGCUGCUCCGGUCUGCAGGCCGCCACGACCUUGAGUACUAGUGCUUGUCAUUAAGCAACGCUCGGACUGAUGCGUAACAUUACCAAAAAUAUUUAAAGUUACCUUGACCUCGUGGUCCAACCAGUGAUAUGCGCAUGUAAAAAUGCUUUGAAUAAUUAUAUUUUAGAAUAAUUCUACGUAGGAAUAGUAUACCAUAGAACGAACAACGGUGACCUUUCUAAGAGGGGUCGUGCCGAAGACGAGUCAUGUUGGUUUCAACGAAAGGUCGAGGACGUGUUGCCAAAUGCCGUGGCUCGGCUCAACAAUAAACAUUCCAACUAUUUCUAUAAGGUGCAUCUCGGCACAAUAUUUAUUUAUAAUUCUUAGGCAUAUAAAUACUUGACCAGUAAUGGGUAAGCAACUAAUAUCUCAAAUAUCUAUGGAACUGUAUAUAUCAAAGAGAAUCGAGUUGUACGCGCCAACACAUAGUGUGCGAUAAGUCUACAUAGUUAAGAUCUGUUUAAGAUAAUUUGUGUAUUAUACAUUAUUGCAACUAAUAUGUAAGAUUGUAUGUUGCGUGAACGCGACUGUGUGUGACUAUGAAUAAACGUGUUUAUCAUAUUAUA
This is a messenger RNA of Spodoptera litura, 2044 nucleotides long. RefSeq names its product yellow-b (gene Y-b). Gene Ontology annotation, cellular component: extracellular region. Lineage: Eukaryota; Metazoa; Arthropoda; Insecta; Lepidoptera; Noctuidae. The record is from RefSeq and is a predicted model, not a curated record.